Molecule: messenger RNA, 3518 nt
Organism: Tuber aestivum (summer truffle)
Lineage: Eukaryota; Fungi; Ascomycota; Pezizomycetes; Pezizales; Tuberaceae
Source: the annotation of a GenBank genome assembly
GGACGAUAACUGGAGCCUCCCCCACUAUCUUUCCCCAGGCUGCGGGUCCCUUUUGCCCACCACCCGUCUCGCCCUCUCCCCUCAACCUUCUCAAUUGAGAGUCCAUACCAGCAGCAAUGGCCUCAACCUUUGCCCGUCUACUCACUAGGAGUUUGACCUACACUAGGCCUUUGGCCGUCACCUCCCCGAUUCGCGCCGCUCAUCCAGUUCGGCCCUUUAAAUCGACCCGGAUAUCUAGGGCAGAGGCGGUGCCGUACCAGAAAACCACUUUGACCGAGUUAACACCGAAAAAUGAGACCACAAAUGACUGUGAGCAUUCCGGAAACCUUGCGGAUUGAUAGGCAGAAUUAAUCUGAGUUAGACUUGACGGAGGAUCCUAAUCAUCCCGACCCGGUGCAUGGCAGGAAAAUGAGGCAUUAUACCGUCAAUUUCGUAUGUUCGCUACCGUUUGAGAAUCGGAUGUACCGGAGGGGGUGGUGGUCUGGGUUAACGGGUUUUGGAUAGGGUCCUCAACAUCCGGCUGCCCAUGGUGUGUUACGAUUGAUUCUCGAAUUGAAUGGGGAGGAGAUCAUUCGUGCAGACCCUCAUGUUGGGCUCCUGCAUAGAGGUACAGAAAAGCUUAUUGAGUACAAGACGUAUCUUCAGGUACUGGAGGUUCUUGUGCAUUAGAUAGGACCUUGGGCGGCUGACGGUGGGCUCACAGGCUUUGCCAUACUUUGACCGUUUGGAUUAUGUUUCCAUGUAAGCCAAAAGCAGUUUGUUUUGUCUGAAUAUACAAUGCUAACCAUUUUGCAGGAUGACGAACGGUACUCCAUUCUGGCAGCCCUGUCGUGUGGGGAUGAAUGCUGAUACAUUUUGAUUACAGAACAGUGCUUUUCCCUUGCCGUCGAGAAACUCCUCAAUAUCGAGAUUCCGGAUCGCGCCAAAUGGAUCCGGACAAUGUUUGGUGAAAUUACUCGUAUCCUUAACCAUCUGAUGUCCGUACUGUCGCACGCUAUGGGUAAGCUUCAGGAUUGCUUUUCUUUGAGUUGGAAACUCUCGCCAACUAAACAUAUAUAGAUGUUGGUGCCCUCACACCCUUCCUUUGGGGGUUUGAAGAGCGUGAAAAACUCAUGGUACACUCGCCACUACUCAUCAACGGCAACACCGACUAAUAAACCUCGUUAGGAAUUCUAUGAGCGCGUUUCUGGAGCCCGCCUCCAUGCAGCCUACGUCCGCCCCGGCGGUGUCCACCAAGACCUGCCCGUCGGCCUCCUGGACGACAUCUACCAAUGGGCCACCCAAUUCGGAGAUCGCAUUGACGAGACCGAAGAACUCCUGACAGACAAUCGCAUAUGGAUAGCCCGCACAAAAGGUGUCGGUGUUGUAUCAGCGGCAGAUGCCAUAAACUACUCUUUUACAGGCGUCAUGCUCCGCGGCUCUGGCGUCCCCUGGGACAUCCGCAAAUCUGCUCCAUACGACGCCUACGACCAAGUUGAUUUCGAUGUACCAGUCGGCCAGGCGGGCGACUGCUAUGACCGCUAUCUCUGCCGAAUGGAAGAAUUCCGCCAGAGCCUGCGCAUCAUCCACCAGUGCCUCAACAAGAUGCCUCCGGGGCCCAUCCGCGUGGAAGACUACAAAAUCUCCCCGCCACCGAGAGUAGCAAUGAAGGAGAACAUGGAAGCGCUCAUCCAUCACUUUUUGCUCUACACCAAGGGAUAUGCGGUCCCGCCCGGCGAGACAUACAGCGCUAUCGAAGCCCCCAAGGGUGAAAUGGGUGUGUUCGUUGUCUCGGACGGGAGCGAGCGUCCUUACAGGUGCAAGAUUCGUGCACCAGGGUUUGCGCACUUGGGCUCGUUUGACCAGGUUUCAAGAGGCCAUUUACUCGCAGAUGCGGUGGCGAUUAUCGGAACCAUGGACUUGGUGUUUGGGGAGGUGGAUAGAUAGAUUUGAUGAUGAGAUAAAUUCUAGGCAGGGUUCGCUUUAGGGGGGGGGGGGGUUCGGAAAUGUAUAUUUUAUCAUUGGCGAUCACCAUAUAAAAAACAUGUUCGCAAAAUUGAGCAACGGACUUGUAUCAAGUGAAUGUAUGAAUUUUGGAGUGGAAGGGGAAGGAAGGAAGUAAUGGAUUGAUUAAUGAUGCUGGUAUUCCAACCUUGCGAUUUAUAUACAUGCGAAAGGAAAGGAACAGUAAAGAAAUUGCCUCUUGCCUUUAGCUUGGCCCGGCCGGUUGUCCCACUUUGAUCCUUCGUAGUAGUGCUUAGCAUGAGAGGCCAUGUAAGCCGUACGAGGAAGAAAAGAAGGAAGGAGAUCACAAGACAAAGAAACGUCGAUUAGCGAAGGUAAGUUAAGUUAAAUUCAAGAGACAGAAAAGAAAAGAAAACGAAAGCUAGAGUUAAAAGGUAAAGAGAGCAAAUAAUUAUGAGCUGUAAGGUAGAAGAAAUAAGAUAUCCUGAAUCCCCUCCUGCCUGCCGUCAUUUAUUGGCAAACCAAGGGUGCGGAAGUCCGACAGGCAAGCCAGAAGAAAAAGCUAGGAAAGAAAGAAAGAGGUAAAGAAAAAAAAACCUCAGAUCAAGAUUAGAUGAGACGAGAAGUGCCGUAAGUUUUCGUUCUCGUUUUUGUUUCCUUUUCGUAUAAAUGUAAAAAAAUACACUUUACGACUCGACUCAAUAAGCUUAAUUCGCGACUUAUGAUGAUAGCAAAACACCCAGAUGACCAGACAAUUUGGUUCAUUUUUUCUCUUAUCCUUUCUCUCCCCUAUUUCCUCACUCCGGGGGUAAACACGCGACAAGUUUUGUGAAAGUGCGUAAUAGAAAACUUUGACAAUGACCUUCCCCUGGAUUAUACUUUGAUUCCCUUUUUUUUCUUUGUUUUUCCAUUUUUUCAUCACCUUUUUUGUAGGGUACCGUACUCCAUGCACUUUUUUUCCGUUCAUAAAGGUUGCUAUUUAUUUGCCUCCAUUUUCAUUGUAGUUUCUGUGAAAGUUUGCGCUCUCAUCGAUAAGUCUACAGAGAGAUGCACCGCAUUCCGGGUCGAUUUCCUGCCCGUCACGGCCGAUGAGGACCGGCUGGUCUUCGUUCAGACGGUUAGUCAGAUGCGCUACGCGAUGGAAGUUGAUGUCAUUGAUUGUGAUCCAUCGGAUUCUGAAGGGGCCUGAAGACUCCCAGAGAAGGUUCUUGGCCCAUGUUGGUAUCGGCGCUGAGCCAGGAGCAGAUUCCAUACGAGCCUGGUGCGAUAUUAGACUGACAUACACAUAUAUAUGGGUAACCCCCAUGCCACGAUCACUCUGAAUGAAACUUACAUAGCCCUGGAAUUUCCCGCUCUUGUUAACUGAGAAAACGAGGAUAACGUCACGAGAAGUUUUGAAUGCCUCUUCGAACAUCUCCGAGUUUUUCUUCUGAGUCGCCCAUAGUUCCUAUUGUCCACAAAUGAUUCUGGUCAGAAUUUUGAUAGCAUCAAUUUAAGUAUCAAGAUCUCUCACGUCUUUUUGGGCCAUUUUCACAUUAUCGUGAUUGAAGCUCUUAACCACAAAGUACCUGGUA